Eublepharis macularius is the source of this 7703-nucleotide messenger RNA. It is a transcript of the gene PCGF3, whose product is annotated as polycomb group ring finger 3. NCBI's taxonomy places the organism in Eukaryota, Metazoa, Chordata, Lepidosauria, Squamata, Eublepharidae. The transcript is spliced from 10 exons. Gene Ontology annotation, biological process: regulation of transcription by RNA polymerase II. The record is from RefSeq and is a predicted model, not a curated record. Gene Ontology annotation, cellular component: PRC1 complex. The coding region runs from base 243 to 971 and encodes 242 amino acids.
UUUUUCCUCCCCUUUCUAACCUUCUCCUGCCCCCCCUCUUUAAAUUCUUUUUAAAGCCCCAGCCCCGCCCCCAAGCGGCCCCCGCGAGAGUCUGAGGGGAGCGGGCCCCUCCCCCACCCCACCCGCGUGGCCGGCGCCGUCCUCGUUGCUGCUGCUUCCUCCUCCUCCUCUUCCUCCUCCCCCCAGCCAGGUCUCUGGAUGGCAGACUCUGAAAAGAAAUGCAGCUUUAAGAGACACCAAAGAUGCUGACGAGAAAGAUCAAGCUUUGGGACAUCAAUGCCCAUAUAACCUGUCGUCUUUGCAAUGGUUACCUUAUUGAUGCUACCACUGUAACAGAAUGCUUGCAUACCUUCUGCAGGAGUUGCUUGGUAAAGUAUCUGGAGGAAAAUAACACUUGUCCAACAUGCCGAAUUGUCAUACACCAGAGCCAUCCACUACAAUAUAUUGGUCAUGACAGAACAAUGCAAGAUAUUGUUUAUAAACUUGUUCCAGGUCUUCAAGAAGCGGAAAUGAGGAAGCAGAGGGAAUUCUACCACAAAUUGGGCAUGGAAGUACCAGGUGACAUCAAAGGGGAGACGUGCUCAGCCAAGCAACAUUUAGAUUCCCACCGUAAUGGGGAAACAAAAGCAGAUGAGAGUACAAACAAAGAAACGUCAGAAGAGAAACAGGAAGAAGAUAAUGAUUAUCACAGAAGUGAUGAACAGGUCAGCAUCUGCUUGGAAUGCAACAGCAGCAAAUUACGUGGAUUGAAGAGAAAGUGGAUUCGCUGCUCAGCACAAGCCACAGUCUUGCAUCUAAAGAAGUUCAUUGCCAAAAAACUUAAUCUUUCUUCUUUUAAUGAGCUGGAUAUAUUAUGCAAUGAAGAAAUUCUGGGCAAGGACCACACUCUCAAAUUUGUAGUUGUUACAAGAUGGAGAUUUAAGAAAGCACCUCUACUGCUACACUACAGACCCAAAAUGGACUUGCUGUAAGAACUAUUCUGUCCUUCUGGACAGGCUUUUUUGUUUGCAGAGACUAUCAUCGGGCACCUUCUUCGUGCACCACGCAAUUCACCCGUGUGAAACAAACCAGCAGAAUCCAUUCCUGGAAACAGUAGUGCUUUCCCAUCCAACCAUUCUUCUGAAUAUUUCUCCUAGGGAUGUAUUAAACCCAGCUUUCUGGACAGGAAAAUAUUUAUACUUUUUUCUACUAAAAACUAAAUUAAUUGCAACUCAAGAGGACACUACCAGCACGGAGUUUACAGACAUCGGAAACACUUCACAGUUCCCCCAAUGUGCAGCUUGGUUCUUGGCUGCUGUCUUGCGGUGACACCCAAUAAGUUAAAACAUUUUGCAAAGAGGACAAUGUCGCUUCACAACUUAAUGUAAGGGUGGUAUAUUUUAUUGCAAGGAGUUCUGUCUUUUAUACCUCAUAUCCAUCUUGUCUUUUUAGUAAGCCCUUCUUAGGAUAUUUAACAAGAUCUAAUGACCAGUGAUUAUCUUUUGCUGUGUUACACUGUUUCUGGUUUAUGCCCCGUUGCCUAUCGCUGUCUGGCUCAUUUGAUUGAGGUUAUCAAAAGAGUUUCAGUUAGUGUUUUUUCCCCCCAACCCCUAACUUUUCCCAACUUCAUUGCCAUUUUACUGGGUCACAUCCUCAAAGUGCUGAACGUUUUGGAAGAACCUUCCUUGCGGUGUUAACGGGGUUUUGCAAAGCGAGAGAUGAUGUCAGGGUGAGGGAUUUGCCUUUCCCGUAAGGGAAAUGAGCCCUCAGCAGCCUUAUUUACUUGAACUCCAUUAUUGUUCCUUUGAACAACACACUGUGUGAAUGCUGCAAUGUAUUUUCUAUGGACUUGCGUUAGGGCAUUGACCUCCCUGCUGGUUUUUAUUUUCCCUAAUUAAGACCGUUUGUGUUCAGCUGAUUCUCUGCUGAACGGCCAUUAUAGGAUCAGACUGAGUUGGUAAUGUGAUACUUUCUGGCCUUUAAGUCUGUAAAUCUGGAUUUGUGGUUAAUUCAGCCCCUCCAUGGAAUACUUUACACCCCUAAACAAUAUAAGCUCUCUCUCUCUAUAUAUAUACAGUUGAAAAAAGGUAAUUUACUGCUUUCCUUUAAACAUCUUGGGACUUUCCCCCCUCCUAGUGUGUGUGUUCGGAAGUAAUUUCUUCAGCUUUACCUUACGCCCAAAAUGAGGCGUGAAUUAGAACAUGCUAUCCUUCAUUGGUAAAAGACGCGCAAUGCAGGGGUGGAGAAGUUUAUUAGGGACCACAGUUUCGAAGUAGGCUGGUGUGGCUGAACCCAAGAACAGGCAUUCACGUUCUCAUUUUUGCAUGUUUCCCUACACACAGGCAUGCGGUUUUUCCUCUCACAUGCACACACAUAGACGCAUAGAGGCAUGUGUAUUCUUUGCAUGUACACAAAUCAGCCUUUCCUCCUUCAUGCACCAGCAUGAGCAAGGAGGCAGCUGCUGCUGGGACUGGUAGGCAAGAGGGGCCUCCUCUUUAUUUCUCAUGACGCUUUGCUGUGGUGUGGAAUGCUGCCUUGAACUAGCUCUUGCCUGUAUCUCUACAUUAUAACCCCACCUGAUUAACACAGGUGGGAUUGGUAUUUGGUAGGAGACCGGGAGCAGCAGGCUUUGGGAGGGGACGUGUUUCAGAGAGACUGGCAGAAAAGCAGAUGGGGCCAGAAAUUCCCUAUCCUUGGUAUAAGGUCUUUUCUACCUGGGGCUUAAACCCGAGGAGUGAUCUAGAGUGAAUCCUUAGGAAUUUGCCCGUCUUUGUUUCUUGCUUUUCUGAGCUCCUUUAGGGUAAUGGGUUUUCCAUUGUGGAGCAAGCCUGGACAAGGGCAUAGUGUGGUGUUAUGUCCUUGGGGUAUGGCCUGUACAGCAGUGUGACGUGGGAUGCUGUGUUUUUCCUGGAUAACUUUGAGAUGAAGUAUCCCUGUUUUACAUGUUUCAGCUAACAGACACUCCAUUAAAAUACUGGUCUUUUCCAUUCUCUUACCACCACCAGAAGAGAUCCCCCAAUAUCAUCAGUAAGGAGCAGGUGUUACCAUUUCCUUUCCAAGUUCUGGUUAUUCUAUUUUCACCUGCUAGAAUUUCUUUUUCUUUUUCUUUUAAAUUACUCUUAUUGGAAAUGGAACUCUCCCAAAUAUCAAAAAUAAACAAGACUCUCAUGGCACCUUGAAGGCGAACAAAAUGUUAUUCUAGCAUAAGAUUACAUGUACUAGAUUGUACUUUUUCAGAUGACUAUAUGAUUUUUAUCUCACAGUAAGUAUUUAACUAUCUUUGCGAAAUCUGGAACUUACCACCCUUUGCAGGUGUUAAACUAGUUUAGUGCAAAUGGUCUCAUAUUCUUAAAUAAUUACAUUUCGACUUGUACUUCCUGUAUUUUAUGCACCUUUGAUCCUGCUAGUGUUGGGCUCUUGUUUUUCAUAUUUUCCAUUUAAAAUGGCAGCAUAUUGAAGAUCUGAACAAGUGGUUUUCUUAGUCCAUAAUAGCUUAUGCUGGAAUAAAAUUUUGUUACAUACAGUACAGUCGUUUUUACUUCAACAGAUUAGUGUGGCUUACCCCUCCAGAAUAAUUCACAAACAUCCUCUUCCUUCGUCUGUCCUCCAGUGGCUCAUUACAAUAUUAGAAACCCAUGUUGUUGACUUAUGUGGCAUUCCAUUUCUACAAUUAUAAUGGAAAAUAUGAAUGUCCAGAAGUCAAAGGAAUCAAGUAAAUCCAAAGUGAGGAAGAUGAGCAAGCAUUGAAUGUCAACAUGAAUAUGUGAACAGGUGGGAGGAAAAACACAAGCUUCAUGUCCCAUUGAGAUGAAUGGGAAAUCAGUGGUGUUCUAAUGCCCUCCCAUUGAUUUCAGUAAGGCUUGCACAGGAGAUUUUCCCAUUGGAGCGUGCCUUUAACAUUUGGUUCUCAUGAGGUAGGAUGCUUAGGGUAAGCAGUUACUUAUUUGACAAGACGUAUUGCUUGCCGUUGUCUAGAAAACACCUCCUAAGGCUAUUAUAAAAGAAAAUGCCUGUUAAUGGAAAGGACAUCGCUUUUUUGGAGUUUGGUGAACUGUGGAGAAUUCAUGAAGCCAUUAAAGAACACAAGUGCAGCCUUAAACUUGAGGUAUCCUAAAUUCAAAGGCCGCGUGGUGCUAUCUGAACAUGUAUUGGCUAACACUGCUUUGUUGAGCCUUAAACUGGGAGCCCCUGCCCCAAAGUCUCUUGAUUCAGUUAAAUUUUUUUAAAAGGGUUUAAUGACCAUUUACAACUAUUCAGUCUACUACCUCAGACUAGAUACACAGCUGAAUUGUAAGACCCGUGCCAUCGUAAAAUAUGGAAUACAGAUAUUAUCCUGUGUGACUUAAACUGAGGUAUUAAAUAAUAUCAAGAUGUUAAAAAGCCCACAUCUCUUGACUGCAACAGUCUACAGAAUCUGUAUUGCUAAGUUUCUAGCAAGUUUUUGAAUCACUUGAAUUUGAUACGGUGCUAUAUAAAUAUAUUUAAAUAUAUAUCUAGUUGCGUGCAUGAAACCAAAGCCAGCCAUUGACACCUGAGCUGGUUUUGUUGCUCAUAAGUUUGCUUAUCUCUCCUUUUGUAACAGCCUGAUGAGGACAGCCUUGGCAGAAAAUCCCUCUCCCCUUUUAAAAACAGCUUCUCAGAAUACCUUCUUUCUUCUGUAGAAACUGUGUUCCUUGGGGUGUUUGUGGUUUAGAAGACCUAGCUGGGCUUUUUUUUUAAAUCAGAAAACUGUAUACAGUGAAUUCCAAGAGAAGAUCCUUGUAAUAGGUAUUGCCUCUCUUCUGUGAAGCUUUUAAGAGGCAAAGGUUGCAUAGCAGCUAUGUUGGUGAAACAUUCAAUUGAUCUUCUGGUUCAAGGUCUUCAAAUCGCAUUCACCUUGUGUGACUUGGGUUUGCUCUGGCCACUUGGAGUGUCUUCUGGUCAGUUAAGCGAUAUAUAAAGUUACUGUGAAGUCGUUUUUUUAAAAUGACUGCUUACCGCUGGUAAAUAAAUGCAGUAAAAAUUGUUGUGUUGCAUUAUCCUCGGCAACAAGGAGACAAACGUUACGCCGGUUCAUUGUCUCACUUGUUAUAACUUUCUUUUAAAAUAGAGAAAUCAGAAUAUAUAAUAUUGAAUUUUAAAUAAGAUUUGGGGGGUUUAAAAGUUAACUUUAUAAAAUUAUUUAUUCUAUUUUAAGCCUUCUGUCUUACUUUUUACCAUCUAAGUAUUUUUUUGGUUUUGAUGGUCCAGCUUUAUUUAUGGGCAUAUAAAAUGAAAUUGUGAGAUGUUUUUACAAGCUUCUUCUUCUUUUCAGAGCCAAAUUACACAUUACGUUAAAAGGCAGUUUGUGCCAAAAAUGGCAGCAGCAUGCAUGCUCUUCUUGCCUCCCUCUUGACUGACCAGUCAUGAUGUCUAGCGCAACUUACCAGUGCUCUGUCAUUGUGAUGUUUUGUGCUUCUUCUCCCUCCGCUUCCUCCAGCAGAAUUUUGGGACUUAGAUAAAUUGUGCAGGAUUAUAGGUCGGAGACGACUUGAUGGCACAUAACACACACAUCGUGGAGUGGUUGGUGGGGUGGGAGUGGGAUUAGAUAUGCUGUUGCUCUUUUCAGUGGUGUUUGCCGAUUUGCGUAUAAUGUCUGGUUUGGUCUUGACUUUGAUUUUUUUGGUGUGUUUUAUUUUGUAUGGAUAAAGAGCAUUAUUUUAUGCUUUUUGUGCAAUAGUUUUGAAACAUGCUUUUGUUAGGCAUACAUUUUAAAUUGUAAAUGUAGCAUCUACUAAUCGCAGCUCUGAAAAAGGAAUGUAGGUGGGUUUAAAUGUACAUUCAAAUGGGCUCUUCUGGGUUUUUUUUUUCCUUUUCUAUUUCUUGGGAUUUUAAAGAUUGACAUUUGGGACUUGUGUCUAUGUGCAAGAACUACCUGUUAGCAAUAUUUUUAAAAUGAUCUGGCGAGAAGUCUUAAAUGUGAAAUGUGGAAGGAAUUGGCAAAACUUGCAGCCCAUCUGAAUUUUAUUUUGUGUGUGCCAUUGGUAUGUCUGAUAUCCCCCCCCCCCCAACUGUGUACCAUCUAACUGGGAGAUCUUUCUUUCUUAGUCGUUGUGCAAUGCUCCAGACACAACAAUCUAACCUCUGGGGAAAAUGCAAACAGUUUUUAAAUUAUUAUAUGUCAAAACUAUGAUGGUGCUAAUUUUUUUCCCUCAAUAGGAUUUGAGCCUUUUGAAAGAUUAUCUAGUUCUUAUUUUUUUUUCAUAACAAUAUAAUUAGUCUUGAGAGAUUUAUUGUCCUGUUUCUUUUCCAAUUGAUGAUAAAUGUAUUUGCAUAGAUAAAUCUAUUCACAAUGAUUUGAAAUUGAGCUGUAAGUUCAACACAACGGGAGAAAGCCAACCAGUUUGUACAUCCACAUGAUGACUAUUUGAUAAAUUUAUAUUUUCACCCAUACAUAAAGAAACACAUAUCUUACAGACAGCAAAACUGUAUUUCACAGAGAGAAAAAAUCUGAUUUCUGUAUUUCCUCAGGUAAUUGUUCUGUUUUAAACAUGUCACAUGAUACCUUAGCCUAUAUAUUGUGUGCAUGUGCCCUUGGAUUUAAAUCUUUAGGAGAUCAGGGCACAGGCAAGCAAUUGCAUGCUAGAAUUGCAAGUGGAUAAGCUCACCUAGAAGUCAAAAUGUGGACUUGGGAAAUACAAACUUUUUCUUAAGAUGCAUACUAUUGGCUAGGCAAAGCACUUUCCUUUUUUUUUUAAUUUAGUGGAAUGGUGCACAUAUUUCCAGAAACUUAUUUCUAACCCUUUAAAUUGGCUGUUGUCGUUUGGUAGUUAAUUCCCUCUUAGGCGUGCACAAACUAUACCCAGAAGGCAGCUCACGAGGUCUGAAGCUACAUGUUCACAGUGACUUGGGCACAUGUUCACAGUGACUUGGGCUUGGGAACCAGGACACCAGCAGUAAUUGCCAAUCAACAUGAAAGCUUGGUGGUUUGCAGUAGAAGGCAAGUAGAAGAUGGCUGCAUCCUACUCCACUGGCAAAGGUGUCUGCAAUCCUAACUGGGGGAGCAGUAAAGCAAAGGUUAAGGGCCUUCUCUAGUACUCUUCUCUGCUGCAAAUGGCUGCAUUACCUCCUGCUUUACAGCAGAUAACUGAGACCCCAGACCUAGGCUUACUGCCAAACCUGUAGGUUAAGGCCAAAGACAUCUGCCAAUAUCUACACGGUUGUGCUUAGGCAUGGCAUUGAACCUAUCAAGGAUGACUUGUGGGUCACUGUUCUCCUUUAACACUUGGAGCCAGUAGUUUGGGCCAGUGAGUACAUUUGAGGUAAGGGCCCUAAUCUCCUAAGGAAAGUUAAGUGAGGCACAUUGCACACCAACCCUACUAUGUGCUCAAUACCUUAAGUAGGUGACGGCAUAACCAUCUUGAGAUGAGCAAACCUUUCAUCUUCAACAAAUGUAGGGUUGUGGGACAAUAAGCCAGUGCAACCAUUUAAGCCUUUAUCCUCACUUAUGUGGCAUAAUAAAAGAUACUGAAAACUCUUGCCGUAUUAAAACAAAAUCGUAUUUUUGACUUGGUUUCAUUUGGAAGUUUACAUUUUUUUUUCACGCUUUGUGUUGCUGUGUAACUUUUGUACUCUUGGUGGCUAGUUUUGUCUAAAUAAGCCUUUGGGGGGGGAUUAUUGCUUAAUGUUUUGAUUUUAUGAUAGUGAAGCUUGUAUUCAGUGUUCUGCCAAUUAAUAUUAUAUGCUUGUAAUAAAAGCAAAACAAA